This is a messenger RNA of Prunus armeniaca (apricot), 777 nucleotides long. The record is from the annotation of a GenBank genome assembly. Lineage: Eukaryota; Viridiplantae; Streptophyta; Magnoliopsida; Rosales; Rosaceae.
AUGGUAAGGAAGAAGGUCGGCAAGCUCGCGAAGCUUGAGAAAUUCGGAAAUGGCUCCUCCGAUCCUUUCCUUGGUUCUGCCCUCCGAGACUGGUCGAGUUCUGAGUAUUCAAUCUCAUACAGUCCAGGUUAUAUUGGUUCAGUUUCGUUUUUGAGCACUGUAUUGGAGGUUGUCAAUAAACUUCGCUCUGUAAACCCAAAACUUAAAUAUGUCUGUGAUCCAGUGAUGGGUGAUGAAGGAAAGCUCUAUGUCCCUCCAGAAUUGGUAUCAGUAUAUCGAGAGAAGGUUGUCCCAGUAGCUUCAAUGUUGACUCCCAACCAGUUUGAAGCAGAACUCUUGGCUAACUUGAGGAUUGAGUCUGAAAAGGAUGGUCGUGAAGCUUGUAACAUUCUUCAUGCUGCUGGACCUCCAAUGGUUGUGCUUACAAGCAUAAAUAUCAAUGGUAAUCUUUUUCUAAUUGGUAGCCAUCAAAAGGAAAAGGGUCUGUCUCCUGAGCAAUUCAAGAUUGUGAUUCCUAAAAUUCCUGCAUAUUUCACGGGAACAGGAGAUCUUACAACUGCACUUCUACUUGGGUGGAGCAAUAAAUAUCCUGACAACCUGGACAAGGCAGCCGAGCUUGCUGUAUCAUCCUUGCAGGCCCUUCUACAGAGGACAAUUAACGACUACAAAAGUGCCGGCCAUGAUCCCAAGUCAACCAGUUUAGAGAUUCGAUUAAUCCAAAGUCAGAACGACAUUCGUAACCCCGAAAUUAAAUUCAGAGCUGAAAGAUACACUUAA